GCCUUAGUAAAACAGAUGAAAAAUAUAACUGAAUUCAUCUUGCUGGGCCUGACUCAGAAUCCAGAACUACAGAAGCUCUUAUUCCCUGUGGUUUUAAUCACCUACUUGAUGACAUUGGCAGGUAAUCUGCUCAUCUCAGUCACUGUCUUCAUCAGCCCAGCUCUGGGCUCUCCCAUGUACUUUUUUCUGUCCUGUUUGUCCAUUAUAGAUGGUUUCUACUCUUCCUCCAUAGUUUCCAAAAUGAUCUUUGAUUUGAUCUCUGAGAAAAACACCAUAUCCUUCAAUGGCUGCAUGACUCAGCUCUUUGCUGAACAUUUUUUUGCUGCAGCUGAGAUCAUCUUGUUAACUGCAAUGGCCUAUGACCGCUACGUGGCCAUCUGCAAGCCCUUACACUACAAGAGCAUCAUGAGCAGGCCUCUACAUAGUUUCCUGAUGGGGAUGGCUGGGCUCUUGGGGUUUAUUCAUGGAGGGAUCCAGCUUUUGUUCAUAGUCCAGUUACCAUUUUGUGGCCCUAAUGUCAUUGACCAUUUUAUGUGUGAUUUAAUACCUCUCCUAGAGCUGGCCUGCACAGACACGCACACUUUGGGGCCCCUGAUUGCUGCCAAUAGUGGCUCACUCUGUUUGCUCACUUUUUCUAUGCUGGUUGCAUCCUAUGUCAUCAUCCUGCACUCCCUGAGGUCUUACAGCUCUGAAGGGCGCCGCAAAGCCCUCUCUACAUGUGCUUCUCAUGUCACUGUUGUCAUCUUAUUCUUUGUACCUUGUUCAUUCCUGUACCUAAGACCCAUGACCUCCUUCCCGGCUGACAAAGCUGUGACUGUAUUUUGCACCCUAGUAACUCCUACGUUGAACCCUUUAAUCUACACUCUGAGAAAUGCAGAAAUGAAAAAUGUCAUGAAGAAGCUCUGGGGUCAAAUAAUGAAAACCAGUGAUAAAUAAAUCUUGUGACUGAAGUAUUUAGAUAAAUGAUUCUUGAUUAAACUUGGGACGUUCACCAUCCUGUUUAGAUCAAUUUGCUUUAGGAGCCCACAUGCUGUGGGCAGGGCUAACUUUUCCAUUAGGCACAGUAGGAAGAGUGCCUAGAGCCCAAGAUACUUUUAGGACUCUGAGAAAUGUUUUAAUUUUUUCUAAAAUAAGAAGAAAAAGAAGAAUACAUUCCAACUUGGAUUAUAUUCAUGUUUAUACUAAUGCAGUAGUAUGCAUCUGCAGUUUUAGUAUUUUUUAUGGAGGUUAGGGCCUACAAAGACAAAAGACAACAGUGACAUGUAGGGUGACAAAAAGUCAGAAUUCGGCCUCUCUAUGGGUAUGAAAUACAUCAACAACAAGAUUCUUGAAUAAUUUUUAUAUCCUGUACU
Trichechus manatus latirostris (Florida manatee) is the source of this 1352-nucleotide messenger RNA. RefSeq names its product olfactory receptor 4C45-like. Gene Ontology annotation, biological process: G protein-coupled receptor signaling pathway. Gene Ontology annotation, molecular function: olfactory receptor activity; G protein-coupled receptor activity. The record is from RefSeq and is a predicted model, not a curated record. The transcript has a single exon. Gene Ontology annotation, cellular component: plasma membrane. Bases 16 to 936 code for a protein of 306 amino acids. NCBI's taxonomy places the organism in Eukaryota, Metazoa, Chordata, Mammalia, Sirenia, Trichechidae.